Molecule: messenger RNA, 2199 nt
Organism: Thamnophis sirtalis
Lineage: Eukaryota; Metazoa; Chordata; Lepidosauria; Squamata; Natricidae
Gene: FOXJ1
Product: forkhead box J1
Biological process (GO): regulation of transcription by RNA polymerase II
Cellular component (GO): nucleus
Molecular function (GO): DNA-binding transcription factor activity, RNA polymerase II-specific; RNA polymerase II cis-regulatory region sequence-specific DNA binding
Source: RefSeq, a predicted model, not a curated record
UAAUAAUUUAUCCGACGGGAGAACAGUAGAAACCCCCCCUCUCUCCCCCUCCCCUUUUUCUUCGUUACCCCACCGAAGAGCCCCCGUUUAGCUGUGAACCUUUGGCUGCGGUGGGGGUUUCUUCAUAGGAGCAGGAUUGUUCCCUUACCCAUCCUCCCCGUUCUUUUCCAAUCCCCCCCUUCCUGCUCUCCCACAAUUCCUGAAUGUUGGACCUGCCUAUUUUGGCUUCUACUGGCAUGACUGACGGCUGGCUAAAUAUGCAGUCAGAGGAAGAAAAAAGUCAGGACAACAGCAUGAUGGAUUCGGGCAACCUGGACGACAGCUUGACCAGUCUACAGUGGCUUCAGGAAUUCUCCAUCAUCAAUGCAAACAUGGGCAAGUCAUCCUCUUCCCUAUGCAGCACAGAUCCUCAUGGUUAUCACAAAAUACCUGGCUCAGCUGCACCAUGUUCUCCCCUAGCUGGUGAUCCAGCUUGCAUGGGAAUGCCCCAUACCCCUGGCAAGCCAAUUUCCUCUUCCACAUCCAGGACUGCACAUCUACAAGGCCAGCCACUAGAAAACAUAGAUUACAAGACCAACCCUCAUGUGAAACCUCCUUACUCUUAUGCUACCCUCAUCUGUAUGGCAAUGGAAGCAAGCAAGAAAACAAAAAUCACCCUCUCAGACAUCUAUAAAUGGAUUACUGAUAAUUUCUGCUAUUUCCGGCAUGCUGACCCUACAUGGCAGAAUUCCAUUAGGCACAACCUGUCCUUGAAUAAGUGCUUCAUCAAGGUGCCCCGAGAGAAAGAUGAACCGGGAAAAGGUGGCUUCUGGAAGAUUGAUCCUCAGUACGCAGACAGACUGAUGAACGGAGCUUUCAAAAAACGCAGGAUGCCCCCUGUGCAGAUACAUCCAGCCUUUAUCGGAAGAAUCCAACAGGAUGCAAGUUCCAGUUCUUCAGCUCACCAAUCGGCAACCUCUUGGAAAAACAGCAGCAUCCUGAAGAUCAAUGUAGAGUCCCAGCAGCUGCUCAAAGAAUUUGAAGAAGUGACCAGUGACCAGAACUGGAACCCAGCAGAUGGAAAAAUGAGCCAUAAACGCAAGCAGCCGCUGCCAAAACGAAUGUAUAAGGCAGCCCGCUUCUCCAGCUCCCCUAUGCUUACUCAGGAAGAACAGACAGAGCUUGGCUCUCUCAAAGGUGAUUUUGACUGGGAGGCUAUCUUUGAUACCACCUUAAAUGGUGAUUUCUCUACCUUUGAGGAUCUAGAAAUUACUCCUCCAAUCAGCCCGAUAACCAGGGAUGUAGACUUGACAGUGCAUGGAAGACAUAUCGAUUGCCCACAGGAGUGGUGCCCAGCUGGGCAAGAUUACGUGCUCACAGAAUCUAACCAGAGUAGCUUGGACUUUGAUGAAACAUUUAUUGCCACUUCUUUUCUUCAGCAUCCCUGGGAUGAAGGGAGAAAUGAUUACCUCUCAAAUUCUGUCAACAUGGAUCCACUAUUUGAACUCAGUGACCCUUCUUUGCAAACAGAAAUGAAUGACUGGAGCAAUGCUGGGUGUCUUUAAUGAAAGACCGUUCCCUGAUUGGAAGGUUCAAGAUUAACCAACUCUUAAGAACAAGAUGGUCCCAGAGCUGCAGGACUUGACAAAAGAAAGAAUCCAUGACCAAAUGAGACAGCUUUAGUAUUGGGACCUGCUGUCUCACUGAAAAGUUAGGGUGGGUGGGAAAAGAAGAUCUGGAUAAUUGGGGCUGGAUGUAUCUCAAAGUAACACAUUUGAUAUGGGGAACACUAUACCCCAACAGAUAACAAAUAAUAAUAAUACAGUGUCUAUUUGUGUUCUUUUAAAGAAAUACAGGUUUUUUUUCUAUUUGGGGCUAGAGGGAAAUGAAAAGAGGAUAAUUUCUUUGUGGGAGAAGGGAGGACAUUUGAAGAGGUUGGAAGAGCAGGCCUUUUCUGAUGAUUAGCGUAUAUUAGAUCAUUGACCGUUUCCUCUUCCUUCCUUCUUUCUUUCCUUUCUUGGGUAAGUGUGCUUGUAUUUGUUUUUCCCAGGGAAGAUCGCUAGCUAAAACAUGGGACAAUCUAGCAGGCAAGUACAAUUUCCAUCUCUGUUCAAGGAGUUGCAACCACCUGUCUACCACACUAGAUCAAUUUAGAUUUUAAAACAUAUAUGCUGUGAAAUAAAUCAAUAGGUCAAGUUGUUUCCAGCUUUUAAAACAGAA